AGAUUCUUAUUAUUAGUCCUCGAUCAACGACUCUAAUCAGCAAUGUGGAGCAUCAACGGAGCAUUGUGCGUGGCGGUGCCUACCGCCUCCGCAUUUCGACCAAAACCCUUCCUCGUCUUCUCUAACCUUCUUCCCCAGCAAACGAAGAAGCUCCAUCUCUGUCCUCCACAGCCUCCGGCCCUAUCAUCACAUUUCUCCUCCUCUUCUUUCAAAACCGCUGCUACUUCAGUUCAACAACAGUCUGAUAAUAAUAAAAAGGGAGAGAAGAGCACUAAGUACUACUUCCUUGUUGCAAACGCCAAGUUCAUGCUUGACGAAGAGGAACACUCUCAGGAGCAACUGUUUGAACGUCUGAGAUACUACGGAGAGCGUGACAAAGAGCAAGACUUCUGGCUCGUCGUUGAGCCUAAGUUCCUCGACAAGUUCCCCGGACUCACUCAAAGACUCAGUCGUCCUGCCGUCGCUCUUGUUUCCACCAAUGGUCCCUGGAUCACGUUUAUGAAGUUGAGAUUGGAUCGAGUUCUAGCUGAUUCCUUUGAAGCUACCUCUCUGGAUGAAGUAUUGGCCUCCAGUUCCAGUCCCACCACUCUAGAGUUCGAUAAGCCUGAGAAUUGGGUGGCGCCAUACCCAAAGUAUGAACCUGGAUGGUGGGACACCUUCUUGCCCAAAGCAAAACAAGAAUCUCUGGCAUAGAUCUUUGUCUUAUUUUUUUUCGGUCAGUUUCCAAAUCCAUUCUAGUUUGUAUUACUGAUAGCUUCUUUGUGUUACCUUGUACUCCAAGUAUGUUUGUAACUCAGUUGAGUUUGAUCUUA
Raphanus sativus (radish) is the source of this 812-nucleotide messenger RNA. RefSeq lists its product as uncharacterized. NCBI's taxonomy places the organism in Eukaryota, Viridiplantae, Streptophyta, Magnoliopsida, Brassicales, Brassicaceae. Bases 43 to 693 code for a protein of 216 amino acids. The record is from RefSeq and is a predicted model, not a curated record. The transcript is spliced from 3 exons.